UUAUAAGAAUAAAAGUGAGGCAUCAAAAAGAAACAGAUGAAGACAAGGGUAAAAGGGAUACUUACAGGUCCAGCCGAACCCUCCUUAUUAUUCGGAGUCACACUCCCACUCCCCGCAUUACUAGAGUACGUCGAAAACCCCGAACCCAUCCUACUCAACACCGGCAUAGCUCGCGGAGUAGACGUCCCACUCAUAGGUCCCCGGAUGAUUCUGCGUCCCAACUUGUCGAACUUUGGGGGCUCAGGCAGGAUCGACCCCUUGGACUUCUUGCGCAGGUGGUUCUUGGUGAGUGUGUUGUUGGCAUUGAGUAAGUUGGCGGCAGCAGAUGGUUCCUGGACGGGAGAAAGGUGAGAUACGGAGGAGGCUAUGGAGGGACGUGUACGUGGUGGACUUUGACUUAGACCUGAACCGCUUUCGCUGGGAGAGGGACCGGUCCGGGAGAUGGAGGUGGGAAGGGAAGAGACGGAUCGUGAGAGAGGGGGACGAACUGUGCUUUGGAGGGUGGAGAGAUCUGCCAGGAUUUGGGAGAAUUGGAGGGCUUCCAUUGUCUUUUCUCUCUCUUUCUUUUGGUACUGAGAAAGUUGUUGCUCUGUUGUGGGAGAAAGUGAAUAGAUUGCGUCUGUGGGAGAUGACCAAGUGGCGAGAAUUAAGUUUUCCUUUUGUAAGAGGGCAACAAUGCGGAGGGAGAGACGAGACGACAGGAGCUUGAUGAUAACCUGAUGACACGCACGCACGCACUGCACGAUGGAAUGGGAUGGGGGGAAAAGGAGAAGGCGGUCUGCAAUUAUCGAAUGUAUGUAAUGUACGGAGUACUGUAUGCAAUGUAUGUAAUACUGGCUCGAAUCGUGGGGAUGGGGUUGGGGUUGGGGAUGCUGAUGCGUUGGGACAGAUGCAGGUGCGCGGAUGGUGCAGCUUAUAAAGUGUGGAGGUGGAGGAAUUGGUCUGGCUGAUGCGUGCUCGUGUUAUGGACUUUUCAUCAAACGCCUCUCGUGUGACCUCACAAAGUUGAUUGUCCCCAGACACCAAGCCUUAGAAAUGGAUUGGACACGGCCAAGCAUUGCGAUUCCCAACAUGGACCUUCGCAAUCAGCCCCGCAUUAUUCGCUGAUGCUUCUCUUCCCCACCGGCCCUGAUGGGUCCCGACCGCAAAUCUUAGGUAGCGAUCGGCCUUGCCUUUUCUAUUGAAUUGUCGCUUGGCAUGUAGGCUUCCGAUGAUGCUCCGCUCCCACAUCUUGACAUCCUCGGUUGGAGAGGCACCGAAAGUAUAUCAUUUAUCCAAAGCUUGGCUCUUUACAAAGUCAAUUGCACCAACCCCUCACUACCGCCCAUCAUGUCGCUCGUCUUCCGAAGAGGCAUUGCAUCCAUGGCUUCUCUAAAGAAAGCUUCAAAGGUGGUUUGUAUUGGGAGGAACUAUGCGUUUGUUCCCCAAUCAUCCAGAUACUCAAUCGCUUGCUAACAACCCCACUUUCCAGGGACCACAUCAAAGAAUUAAGCAGCGCAAAGCCAAGCCAACCUUUUUUCUUCCUUAAACCUGCUUCUUCAAUUCUGGCACCUCAAGAUGGACCGGUCAUCAGACCAAGAGGCGUGGAUUUACAUUUUGAGGUGGAGCUGGCAUUGAUUAUGGGGAAGAGGGUUAAGAAUUUGGAAGCUUCUGAUGAGAAGGGUGCUUUGGAUGCCAUUGAGUGUUUGUAUACUUACUAGGCAGAGGUGCGCCAUUUGCUAAUUUUUACUUUUUAGCAUAUGCUCUUAGUAUCGAUAUGACGGCCCGGAAUGCACAGAACGAAGCAAAGAAGAAAGGUCUACCAUGGGAUAUCGCAAAGGGUUUCGAUACCUUCCUCCCAAUCAGCGAAAUCGUUCCAAAAUCCCUGAUUCCCGAUCCCCAUAACGUCGAGCUUUAUCUAUCCGUAAACAACGACAUGAGGCAGUCGGACUCUACAAACCUGAUGCUCUUCCAGAUUCCAAGGUUAUUGAGUGAUAUUUCCAAGGUUAUGACCUUGGAGGUUGGGGAUAUUGUUAUUACGGGUACCCCCAAGGGCGUUGGAUCAGUUGUGCCGGGUGAUAUAAUGCGAGCUGGAAUCAAGGUUGAUGGGAAGGAAAUCGAACAGGCGAAGAUUGAGGUGGGAGUUGAGGAGUCCACAAGUACAUAUGAGUACAGGGCAACGUAGAGGAGGAGACUGUAAAUACUGUGCAAUGAAUACCCCAUUCUUCUAUGUCAAAUCAGGGCAGCCCUUAACACCCAUUCUUAAUUUCUCUUUCUUUCCCUUGUAAUAGAG
This is a messenger RNA of Hymenoscyphus albidus, 2272 nucleotides long. The record is from the annotation of a GenBank genome assembly. Lineage: Eukaryota; Fungi; Ascomycota; Leotiomycetes; Helotiales; Helotiaceae.